Messenger RNA from Durotheca rogersii, 3361 nucleotides. RefSeq names its product DUF221-domain-containing protein. The record is from RefSeq and is a predicted model, not a curated record. Gene Ontology annotation, molecular function: calcium-activated cation channel activity. The coding region runs from base 221 to 3217 and encodes 998 amino acids. NCBI's taxonomy places the organism in Eukaryota, Fungi, Ascomycota, Sordariomycetes, Xylariales, Xylariaceae. The transcript is spliced from 3 exons. Gene Ontology annotation, cellular component: plasma membrane.
AGCAAAGCACAAGACGCUAACAAGCACCCUUAUUCGCUCGAUCCUUUUUUUAAAGACCAUCAUCCGCCUUAUCGACAUCGCGAAUGCUUUCCUCGUAGCGUGGUAUACGUCUUCGAAGUCGAUUAUCCUUGCGGGGCACUCCAGACUCGGCAGACCGACGUUCGUUGCGAACCGCCUCAGAGUCUGACCCGCCCUGAACGGGCCUCUCUCCCCUGCCAAGAUGGACACUCUCAGAACCCAUUUGCAGCACUUGGUAUCUAGGCAAGGAGGGGUCGAUCCCGUCCAAGAGUUGCUCAAGCUGCUGAGAAACCCCUUCAAGCAGACGCUUACCGAUGGUGCAAUAUGGUCCGCCUUGGGCACGUCCAUAGGAUUUACUGCUUUCAUAGCCAUCUCCUUUUCCUUCGUCCGACCUUACAAUACUGUCGUCUACGCGCCCAAGCUUAAACACGCCGAUGACGAACAUGCGCCGCCCCCUAUCGGCAAGGGAUACUUCGCCUGGCUCCCGCCGCUGUGGACCACGACCGAGAAAGACCUGAUCGCUCACGCGGGCAUGGAUGCUGCCAUCUUCCUGCGCUUCACCCGGAUGUGCCGCAACAUCUUCAUCUCCCUCGGCAUCGUCGGCUGCGCCAUUCUCUUGCCUGUAUACUACGUCUUGAACAGCGACACGUCCGAAAAUCAGAAAUGGUUCAUGAGACUCACCCCCUCCAAUGUUAACGAUCAACCCAUCUGGGCCACCGUGACAGCGGCUUAUGCUUUCAACAUCAUAAUUAUGGGGUUUCUCUGGUGGAACUAUAAGCGCGUGCUGCAGCUGAGACGUUUAUACUUCGAGAGCAAAGAAUACCAGCAAAGCCUGUCUGCCCGGACGCUGAUGUUGAACGAUCUCCCCAAGAAGUACUCGAACGACGAAGGAAUCGCCAGAAUUAUCGACGACGUGGUCCCCCACGCUUCCUUCGCUAAGACCGCUGCCGCUCGCAACGUGAGGGACCUGCCCGACUUAAUUCAUCAGCAUGACCACACCGUUCGAAAGCUCGAGAAAGUACUAGCGAAAUAUCUCCACGACCCGCAGAACUUACCGCCCGCGCGGCCAGUGUGCUAUCCUUCCAAGAAGGACCCGUCGUACAGCACUUAUCCCAAGGGCCAGAAGGUCGAUGCCAUCGAGUACCUCACCCAGCGGAUUAGGGAGCUCGAAGUAGAAGUCAAGGAGACUCGGGCUAACAUCGACAAGCGCCAAACGCUGUGUUACGGCUUCGCCAGCUACGACGACAUCUCCGAGGCCCAUAGUAUCGCAUACGUCUUGCGCAAGAAGAAGCCUCACGGAGCCACCAUCGUCCUAGCCCCGAGGCCGAAUGAUAUUAUCUGGGACAACAUGCCUCUGACCCCGGGAGAUCGAAGUUGGAGGAGGAUCAUCAUCAACGUUUGGAUUGCCGCCCUGACCAUUGUCUGGAUUGCGCCCAGCGCCAUGAUUGCCAUAUUCUUGGUCAAUUUGAGUAACUUAGGGUUGAUCUGGCCCAAAUUUCAGGAGCAGCUUUCUGGCAAUACCGGUUUCUGGUCCAUCGUCCAGGGUGUCGCGUCUCCUGCUAUCAUGUCUCUAGUCUACCUGGUUCUGCCCAUCAUCUUUCGGCGACUAUCUAUAAGAGCUGGCGACCACACGAAGACGGGUCGUGAGCGUCACGUCGUCGCAAAGCUAUACGCCUUCUUCGUUUUCAACAAUCUGAUCGUCUUCUGCCUCUUCGGCACUAUAUGGAACCUUGUUUCGUCCGUUGCCGAGAACCCGGCGAAGGCCUGGGAUACCGUGUCCAGUUUCAGCGUCACGUUGUUCAUCUCUCUGUGCGACAUCUCCUCUUUCUGGGUCACCUGGCUGCUGCAGCGGAACCUGGGCGCCGCCAUCGAUUUAGCUCAACUGUGGACCUUGAUCUACAGCUUUUUCAUGCGCAAGUUCUCUAGUCCCACACCGCGCGAGAUGAUCGAGCUCACGGCCCCUCCGGCCUUCGAUUACGCCAGCUACUACAAUUACUUCCUCUUCUACUCCACCGUGGCCUUGUGUUUUGCCGGUCUCCAGCCACUCGUCCUUCCCGCUGCGGCCCUGUAUUUCUCUAUCGACGUCUGGCUCAAGAAGUACCUGCUCUUGUAUAUUUUCGUCACAAAAACCGAGUCCGGCGGCAUGUUCUGGCGCGUGCUGUUCAACCGGUUCGUCUUCGGCACUAUCCUUUCCAACCUGGUGAUCUUCCUCAUUGCCUGGGUGCACGGCGACGGGCUCCAUACCAUGGCCUUCGCGUCCGUUCCGCUACCGUUCAUCAUGAUAUUCUUCAAGAUCUACUGUUCGUAUACAUUCGACGACAAGAUUCACUUCUACUCGACGCGAAAUGUCCGGAAGCAUCCGGAAGGGACUUUGCAGAAGGACCCCUUACGAUCGGCGGGUCUCGCUCACCGGUUCGGCCAUCCCGCCCUCUACAAACCUCUCAUCACCCCGAUGGUCCACGCCAAGGCCCAGAACAUCCUAGCUUCCAUCUACAAGGGCCGUCUGUCGGACGGCCGCGAGGCCUACUCGGGAGAUACCAUGUCCACGUCCGGCUACUCGGACGCUUACGUGAUGAACCCAAUGCAUUCCGGUAAGCCUGGGAAGACGGCGGGGAUCCCCGGCUUCGAAAUCGUACCCGAAUCUAGGCUCGACUUCGAAUAUUACAAAACCCGGGCCGAAUUUGCGUCGGAACACGGCGGCGGCGAUAUUUUCGGCCGCUCCAACGACGUCGUGCGCCCGGGCACGCCUGGUAGCGCUUGGAAUGGUAGUGACCCUCCUUCGCGAUCGGCGAGCCCGACGAUACCUACCAUUCCGAGGGUGGACAGCCCUAGCGCGAUGGGCAGGACUUUCUCCCCAGGCUCUGACACUGGCAUGACCUAUCCGGGCGGAUAUAGCCAGCCGAUGGGGAGCCCAUACUCGCAGCCAGAGGCCAGCCGAUCCCGCGGCGCUUUGUACAGCCUCGGAAAUGAUAGCGGUUCCAAUUUGGUAGCAAAUGCGGCGGCGAUGCCCAUAGCUGCGCCUAGCGCGCGAGAUCGCAGCGCGGAACGGCCGAUGAGAACGCCGGGGGGCGUGGGAAUGUUGGGAGGCGGGCCGCGGGGUUACGGCGGCGUGCCGCAGGAAGAGGACCCGGGUUCCCAAGAGUAUGACCCCAUGCAGUACAACUACUUCCGGGAAGCGCGGACUUCACACAGGCGCUAAGCUCCGCGACCACACCCCCGGCCGGUACUCUCUGCUUUGUCAGGUCGGACAUGACUGUAUAUAGACCCGGCAUCGGACGACAGGGCGAUAUCUCUCUUCUUUUUCGUUUCUUUUGUCUCCUCUCGCGCAGAGGACUUUUCCGAC